Eleginops maclovinus (Patagonian blennie) is the source of this 1367-nucleotide messenger RNA. RefSeq names its product coiled-coil domain containing 59 (gene ccdc59). Bases 108 to 905 code for a protein of 265 amino acids. NCBI's taxonomy places the organism in Eukaryota, Metazoa, Chordata, Actinopteri, Perciformes, Eleginopidae. The record is from RefSeq and is a predicted model, not a curated record. The transcript has 4 exons. Gene Ontology annotation, cellular component: nucleus.
GCAUGUACGUCAUCACAUCGCGUCUUUGACACAAAUGGCAUGCAGUUUAAGCUAAACCCGCAUGAGUUUUGUAAACAUUUCGCCUUUCCUGGCAAGAUUUAACUAACAUGGCCCCGACAGAUCAAAAAAUGAAGGAUAAGAAGUUUGUUGCGAAAGGUGGUAACUGGAAGAAACCACAAAAUACAGCUCAUGGUGUCAAGAAGAGGAAAUGGGUCCCCGAGAACAAACUAUUUGAAGGCAGUGUUAAAGAAGGACAGGGUUUUGCUUUAAAAAGAAAGGAAAAAGUCAAACAUGAGUACAACAAAUUGCUGCGUAAGGAGAGAAAGAUGAUCCCUGCAUCCAACGCUCUCUACAAGGAGGAGUACCCCGAACACCUCCGGCAUCUAUACAUGGCUGAGGCAGAAAAACUAAGGGACGAAGCCUGGACCAAUAGACUUAACAGGACUAAGCUGAGACUGAAAGGGCAGGACAAAAGAGAAGUGACAGGUGGAAAUGAUGAUGAAGAUGAUGAUGCUGCUGCUGCUAAGGCUGAAGCUGCUGACCCAGUGACAGAAGCUACUGGUGGAUCCGAGCAGACAGAUUCUGGACCUGGGAACUCUGAACCAACAGCGUCUCCAGAGAAAGACGGUCUUCCAAUGAGCAACCGCAUGAAGAAAAAAAUGCUGAAAAAGACGUCCUACCAGAAGACAAAAGAGGAGUUUGAGACAAUGGAAGAAAAACGGCAAAAGAAGAAAGAGGAGUUCCUGACAAACAAGCAGCAGAGAGAUGAAGCCAUAAAGAAGUACAAACAGAAAAAGGAGGAGACUUUUCAGAUAAUCAGCAAAAAGACCAAAAAAGGACAGCCCAAUCUGAAUUUACAAAUGGAGUAUUUGCUUCAAAAGAUCACUCAAGGAUCUGGGAAAUGAGUCAGAGAUAUCGAUGAAGAAUGAAUGGGACCUUGCCUGUAUUUGAUUGCGCUAUUUAAAAAAAGUUCUAAAAGAUUUCCUGAGGACAACCAGGAUUGAAAUCUUUACACACAGAUGUCGUUUCAGUGCUGAUUUAUAUAGAGUGGUGAUCUCAAACGAGUUUUCUGUAUUCAGUCUCUUUUUACUAAAAUUCUGUGUUUCAUUUUUAAUAUCAGACCACAAGAUGGCAUUGUAAAACAUGAGGAGAUGGAGAAACGUGCUUAUGUAAGAUAUUUUCAAACAAUAAAUGUUUUUUCCUUCUGUAACGGGCGGUUAAUUUCAAACAUGGCAAAGACAUUUCAGUCGUAUUACCAUGACAUGUAACAUAAUCAUUCAUUUUGCUUUAAUCUUAAAAAUUGUCAAUCUUUAUUCAACUUUAGUAAGCUUUUACAGUAGUAAUAAAACCUUGUAUAUAAACAAUGA